Aspergillus niger is the source of this 2097-nucleotide messenger RNA. RefSeq lists its product as uncharacterized. The coding region runs from base 1 to 2097 and encodes 698 amino acids. The record is from RefSeq and is a predicted model, not a curated record. Gene Ontology annotation, cellular component: cytosol. Gene Ontology annotation, biological process: tRNA methylation; tRNA wobble uridine modification. The transcript has 2 exons. Lineage: Eukaryota; Fungi; Ascomycota; Eurotiomycetes; Eurotiales; Aspergillaceae. Gene Ontology annotation, molecular function: flavin adenine dinucleotide binding.
AUGGCUUUUCGGGCUCGCUCCGUCGCCCUUCUUCGUUGGGGGUUGGAGCCGAGAUCAUCCCAGCUGAGUGUGCUGGGUAGGAGACGUGGGUUGGCGACAGUGUCAGAUGGGACGCGGGCAUAUGAUGUGGUGGUCAUUGGAGGAGGCCAUGCUGGCUCCGAAGCCUGUGCCGCGGCUGCUCGUUCAGGCGCCCGAACCGCAUUAAUCACGCCCUCGCUAUCCAACAUCGGUGUCUGUUCGUGUAAUCCGAGUUUCGGUGGAAUCGGAAAGGGUACCAUGAUACGAGAAGUUGAUGCGAUGGACGGAGUCGCGGGACGAAUUAUUGAUAAGGCCGGUAUUAUGUUUCGCACGCUGAACCGAUCCAAGGGCCCAGCUGUUUGGGGUCCCCGUGCUCAGAUUGAUCGCGAUCUGUAUAAGAAGUAUAUGCAGGAGGAGUUGCAGGGGACGGAAGGAUUGAGCAUCGUCGAGGGUAAGGUUGCGGAUAUCGUGGUGUCGAAGGAUGGGGUCGAGCAUACUCCCGGGGCGCAGGGCAAGAUUGUUGGUGUUAGGCUGGAGUCUGGCGAGGUUAUACCCACUGGCAAGGUGGUUAUCACAACGGGCACGUUCUUGGGUGGGGAGAUUCAUAUUGGGCUUGAAGCAUACCCGUCUGGUCGGAUGGGUGAAGCUGCUACCUUCGGACUCAGUAAGUCCUUGCGGGAUGCCGGGUUCACGUUGGGUCGUUUGAAGACGGGCACACCUCCGCGGUUGGAUAGAAAGACGAUCAAUUUUGCGCCUCUGGAAGUUCAGGAGGGUGAUCACCCCCCGAGUCCGUUCUCCUAUCUCAAUGGCAGGGUUCAGGUCGACGAUGAGGCCCAGCUUACUUGCUGGAUGACCUACACUAAUGACGAUGUUCACGAUAUUGUCCGAGCGAACCUGGACAAGACCAUUCACAUCCGCGAGACCGUUAGGGGCCCCAGAUACUGUCCUUCGCUCGAGUCUAAGAUCAUCCGCUUCACCGAUAAGAAGCGCCAUCUGAUCUGGCUCGAGCCAGAGGGUUUCGCGCCAAACGACGUCAUCUACCCUAACGGUAUCUCCAUGACCAUUCCCGCCGAUGCCCAGUACGCCAUGCUGCGAAAGGUCCACGGUCUCGAGAACGUGACCAUGCUUCAACCCGGCUACGGAGUCGAGUACGACUACAUCGACCCGCGCAAUCUCCGACCCACGCUCGAAACCAAACUCAUCAGCGGUCUCUACCUUGCCGGUCAGAUCAACGGUACCACCGGCUACGAAGAAGCCGCUGGACAAGGUAUCAUCGCUGGUACCAACGCUGGAUUAUCCGCCCAAGGUCGGGAACCGCUCACUCUCCGCCGGUCCGACGCAUUCAUCGGCAUCAUGAUCGACGACCUCACCACAAAGGGCGUCUCCGAGCCCUACCGCAUGUUCACAACGCGAAGCGAAUACCGCAUUACCACUCGCUCCGACAACGCCGAUCUCCGUCUCACCCGGAUGGCCCGCGAAGCCGGAAUCGUCUCCGACAAGCGCUGGCGACACUUCACGGAAACGGAAGCGCAAAUCAACGAGCUUCAAACCCUCCUCGAGAACACCAAAAUGUCCUCCUACGCCUGGGCUCGCAAAGGCUUCAAGGCCCGCAUCGACCCCUCUCAACGCUCCGCUCUCGACCUCCUCUGUCUCCGCGAGAGCGAUAUUGACUCCCUCAUCCCACAUAUUGAGUCCCCCACCGGCACCGUCUACUCUGCCUCUUCCUUCCCUCCGGAGAUCCGUAACCGUGUCUCCAUUGAAGGCCGCUACGCUCCCUUUGUGAUCCGCCAGGAAAACGCAGCCAAGAAAUCCCUCCGCGACGAAAAUUUGUCUAUCCCUGCUGACUUGGACUAUGCUACUGUUCAGGGCAUCAGCAUCGAGGAAAAGCAGGCCCUGGAGCGCGUCCGUCCCGUCAGUAUCGGCAUGGCGAGGCGCAUCGAGGGCGUUACUCCGUCCGGUGUCCUGAGGGUGCUCAUGCAUGUGCAUAGGACCAGUAGGGAUAGGACUGCUGCUUCUGCUCCUCCUGCUUCGGAGGGGCUUGAGGAGACCCCUGAUGAUGUUAUCAGCCAGGCACCUUGA